CCCAUCUGUCAGCCACAGCGGGGGCUGCUGGGGACGGUGACAUGUGGACGAUGCGUCCGUGGCCCUUUAAGAAACUCCAUGUUUUCUCUAGGCUACAUGAUGCGUCAACACAAAAAGCGGAUGAUGCUGUUAUGUAAAAACAUGCCAAAGUGAGCUGUAGUUUGCAGGAUUUCUGCGGAGUGCCGAGUGCGCCUCGCUCCGUCUUAUUACCUCUGCUUUAGUUCUAAGUUUACCGAGUGGCGAUUUUUACGCGUAGAGCGUGGAGCGGCGCAGUUCGGAGUAGGAGAGAGGAGAAGAAGAAAAAAAGGCUUCAGCCGAUCAACUCAACAUGAGUCGCCCUCCGCACGGUUUUCCUCCUUCACUUGCGGGAAGCGUACACCUGACGCAUCACUCUCUCUUGCCGUGGAACUGAUCUUCCUCUCCAACAUAUCGACUCCCGCUGGGUUAUUUUCCACUUUGCGAAACGAGAGCCAUAUGGACCCAGAUGAUGAUCCAUGAUGAUAUCCACUGAAAGCCCAGUCUGAGCUGAAACCCUCCACCAAUCAGAAACCCGUGGAUGAAGACAGUUUAGUGAAUCUGCUCCCAGACGCUGAGAAUAUGGUGAAAGCUCAGCGGUGCCAGACGGCGAAAUGCGGAAAGCCCAAGAAGGAGAGAGGAAGUAAGGAAAAGCAGGAUGGUGUGAAGAAAGGCAGAGGGGGGGCGAAUGAGCUGAAGAGAAAGAAAAAGAGGGACAAGAAAGACUUGCACCGAAAUAAAAAGAAGAAACUAGCCGUGAGUGAUGGAGAUGCGUUGGACUGUUGCGUCUUGCUCACCCGUCUGGAGGAGAAAGGAGCUGCUGGUAAAGAGAAGAAUGCACUAAAAGCUGGGAAGAAAAGGAGUGUAAAAGCUAAAAAGAAGGAACACUCCAUCCAAAGAGGGACCAAACAUGGACUCAAGAAAACCUCUGCCGCCAAUCAGCAAGCACUGGAACCAAAAAACAACCAAUGUGACGCCUUACUCAUGAUGCCCUCAGCUAUGUUUGAGCCCCGCAGAAGGAGAAUGGCUUCUCUUAACGCUGAGGCUGUCAACAGCUUGCUGCUCUACAAAAACGACUCACUCAUGGGGAAUAACGCAAAGAAAUGUCAGACAUCCAACGAAGAGCCAGCGAAAGAGGUCACUGAAACUGAACACGGAGAUCAGAAAACCAAAAAAGGUUCUUUGGAAGUGAAAGCAGUCCAAAAAGAGAGACCGAAAAAACAAAAGCGUUCCACAGCUGAGGCUCAGAACAUCGACUGGUUGAGUUUGCUUGCACCGACACCUCGGCGUCAAGCAGGCCUCACCGCUGCAACGCUGCUCAAACUCACCAGUGCCCCAUAUGGGGCCAAACGGCAAAGGAGGGUGGAGUCCAAGCCAGGGAGUAGAAGCGAAGCUGCAGCUACGACUCAGGAUGGAGUGAGUGGUAAGGCUGUGUGCAAAGGAACAACACACACCAAACGAAGAACACAUCCCAAACAUGAGGGGCAACUAAAGCACAGAAAACAGGGCACAGAAGAUCCAGUCCAUUCCCAGGUGAGCCCCGCCAUCCAGGAAUGCUGCAGUUUGUGUAAGACGGAGACUUUGGAUCCGGAGUGGAAGGGUGCCACAGGGGGGCAGGAGUGUGUCAAGCACCCUCUCCACUGUGGCUCUUCUCUGGGAUUCUCCUUAAAAACAAUCAAAGAGGAGCAGGUGGAGACGGAGGUGUCUUCCUGUUACUGCUGCUCCCAGGAGAGAUGUGUCGAGUACUUUCACAGGCUGGCCCUCUUUCUGGAUGACAAAACCUUCAAGGAACCAGAGGACGGCUCACUGUCUGAGGUGUUCCACCACCACCAUCAUCAUCACCACCACCAUCACCACCACCAUUCUGUCGGCCACCCGGCAGCCAUAACCAUCAGCCCGCACACGUACACCUGUUUCCCAGGCUAUUACGUUCAUUUCAGCCACCCGGACAACUCUCCCUCCACCAUAUCAUCCCUCGCUUUAUGCCCAAGCGGCAGCAAGAGGCCGAAGCUGCUCCCCGGCACGGGUCCCCAACCCUCAGGGAUUAGCCAUCCAGUGUACUGCUGUACCUCAGUGAAACCGUGCUACGGAGAGCCCUGCAGGAUCAACGGCUACUCUGCUUAUACCAGUGUGAUUCCAGCCAUUAAUAGAGGAGCGUGCUCCUUCAGCCCCACAGACUGCAUCAAAUGUAACCACAGUGUAAAAAGAGAUGACUACCCAGCAACCCUCAAUGACCACCACAGCCCCUCCUCUAUCCCCAUUUGUCCCAGCCCUCGAAUCCUUACUGGCUGCCCCGUUCCCACUGUGCCUCCAGCCGGCCAAUCAGUGCCCCACAUCCAGACUCCGCUGUCUGACCCCAGCCAACCGCAGCCUCCGCUGAAGGUGGCAAAGGAGUGUCCACAGAGUGCCAAGCAGCCCAGCGGGUCAAGGUCUGGCGCGCGCAGCACCGGCAGCAUCAGCUCGGCUGUCUGCCCUCUCAACAGGAACAAGAAACAGAAGCUCAGCUGUGCCAGCGACGGAGGGCAAACGGUUGCCAAGCAGCCGAAGAAUGGCCGCCAAAAAUCCACCAACGGCUGGAGGCCAUUUGGCCUGCCCUUUGAGAAGGAGGUUUUCUCUGUGGGCGAGGACACUCUGGUGCUGAGGAAGUGCUUUGAGGGAGUCCACAGGGACGGGGAGCUGAUUAGAGUCAGAGACACUGUUCUGCUGAAAUCUGGACCUAGAAAAAAGUCUCUGCCUUACGUGGCUAAGGUCUCAGCUCUGUGGGAAGAACCAGAGUCAGGAGAGCUGAUGAUGAGUUUGUUUUGGUACUACCGUCCAGAACACACACAGGGAGGACGCAACCCCAGCGUACAUUGUGAGAAUGAGAUCUUUGCAUCCCGUCACCAGGAUGUAAACAGUGUGGCCUGUAUUGAAGACAAAUGCUAUGUCCUAACAUUGGCACAGUAUUGUCGAUUUGGUGCCUUGGUAAAACGCCGUAGAGAAGGCGUCAGCGACAGCGCCGCCUCCCUUGUGGUGCCCCCUGUUGUUGGCAACGCCAUGCCCACCCACCACUGUGUGCCCGAUGACACUGACCCAGAGCUGGUGUUUUUCUGUCGACACGUCUACGACUUCCGCUACGGACGCCUCCUCAAGAACGUGCAGUAGUAUCUGACGAGGCGUGACAUCACAUUACACCCCGAUUCCACCUGCCACAAAUUCUCACUGGUUGCCUCCGUGAGAGAGGAACUGGAGUUUCGGACGACGGCUUGACAGCUUAUUUUCUUUUCAGUCUCUCAUUCAUGCUUACAUGUCACGCAUUUAUUAAGUAAACUAAUGGUCUGACAUAAUGUGUAAGAGUUGCUAUGGCAGUGUAAAUGGUCUUUUAUCAUACAUGGCUCUCUGGUGUUGUAGCAGCUGUGUGAAGAACCUGGAACGUACUCUGCUGUAGAAAAUGCUACUGUAGCUCUUAGAAAUGUGAAAUUUGAUUAGAUUGCUGAGAACUUGAUGUUUCAUGUGAAUAAUGCUACUAUCUGCCUGACAGACAACAGAUAACGCAAAGUAUGUUGAUACGCCAUAGAUAAUGAAAAUAUGUGGCAUAUUGUGUCACACCGGAUGGUGCAGCUGACGACUUAAUCACAUCUUUUUUUCACUCAGUUUAUUUCUGUUGCUUUGAGCUGCACCGAGUCCAUUUGAUAGUGAAAACGUGGCGUUUUCUACUGACACGGCAUAUAGAAAUCUUACUGUAAUGCAGCUGUGUUCAUGCUGUUCUGAGAAAUAGUGAUAGUCUGGGAAAUGUGCUUGCUUGUGAUAAAUAAGAAGGAAUCAGUUUCAUGUCUGUAUAAUCAAAAUGAAAUAGUCACCAGCAGCUGGUUAGUAUAGCUUAGCAUAAAGUCUAGAAAAUAGCCCAGCCUGACUAAGUUUGACUCUCGGGGCAAUGGUCGGUUACUGUAUAUGUAAUUAGCAGCUGUCAAGGGCAAGAACGUCUGUUCUGUCCAGCUGUUAUCAACUGCAUGUGACUACAGAUCAGUUUUAAAGAAGCUAGGUGUGUUUCAGUAAAUCAACAAUCCCUAUUUUCCCCCCUCUCUCUCUCCACAUAGACUACUUAAAUGCAUGCAGUCGAAGCAUCAUCAAACAUGAUUGGUUGAUAGAACGUGGACUACAAGCAGACUACAAAUAACUGCAUACAUAUCUUUUUGGAGUGAUUUUGCUAAGCUAAGCUUAAUUAGCUGCUGGCUCCAGCUAUGUGCUUACAACGUAUACAGAGAGUGUUCUCAUCUAAAUCUCAGCAAGCAAGCAUGUAAGGAAGUUUCCCAAAUAUUAAAAUUGACAUUUUUGUCUAAUGGUGAUUGAUUUUGGAGAGCUUUGCAGCGCGCCCCAAAGACAGCCAUGAAAGACAUUCUCAGUCAAACGGUUUGAUUGAAUCUAAUUAGCAGUGAAAAAGUGUAACGAGAGCAACCAAUUAAAUGUUUUUUGGCUUCUUCUCUUCUUAAUUUUUGAGAGAGAUGCAGGUUUUAUACCGUAUCUGUAUCUGUAGUGAUGACUUUCACACAGCAGGACGAGCAUGCUAACCGCUAAAAGACAGCGAGAGUUUAGUUUGCUUGCUUUCACAUUGCGAGGAUGAGCCGAGCAUUAAAGGGGAUUUUUGUUAUGCCAAUGCCGAGGAAUAUUUUACUUUUUCAAAGCUGUUUGCCAGAGGUGUGAUUUGACUCCGGUGUCAGCGUACUGUAUAUUUGCAUUUAAAUAUCUGGAUGGGUUUCUGUUAGUGGCAGAUGGCAUCAGUUAGUCACGUAUAUUCUUGUUUCUUCACUGAUGAGCUGGUGAAUAAUGUAGUCAGUGUAGCAUUUAGAUCUGUGAUGAUGAUUCGUUCCUAUGUUUGAGAAAAGAUAUGUAUUUAUUUCUGUACUGAGAAAAUAUAUAAUUUAUUUUCAAAAGAUCAUUUUAAAGAGUUUUAGAUGAGUGGCUUGCAUUCCUGAUUAGAAAGGAGGCUGAAGAUGUCUCUCCAUAGCUGCACUAAGCGUGAUAGUCUUUGCAGCAGUAUUUCUGUGUUUCAGCUCGCUUACCCAAUACAAGCUCAUGCAAUUUCGCUUUGAGACACUGAAGUAGGCAAUAAGCAGAUUUGAGGACACAUAUGGAGUAUUUGGAAGGAUCUCAGAUGUGGUUUGAAGGACAUGCGCUAACAUGUGACCAGAGAUGCUAAACCUUGCAGGACCAAAAUGUACCCUGGCCUUUUCCAGCUUCCUGUCAUCCUCCUUUUCAUUUCCCCUGAGAUGAUGAAGCUUUGCCUCUUCACCUUUAAAUGCCGAUAGCUUCACUGAUUUUAACUUACCAUUAGCCUGUGCCCUGGAUCUUUGCUGCCUUAUAGAACAUUCCCAGCCUUUUAUUUAGUAACAUGUACUGAUCUCAGUCUGGAGUUAUGAAGCUUGUAAGUGCGCUGAUCUUGAUUCCUAGAUGCUUGACAUGUAUUUCAGUGUUACCUGUGAUCUUGUGUGACCUGAAAGUCCAUCUUAAUCAACAUUUUUAUUGAGAGUGAUGUUUGGUAUCAAACUACUUAACUAGUUGAGAGUAGAUGAGGAUUUUUUUUUCUUUUUCUUUUUUUGGAGAAACUAACCUUUUAGAGAGUGUGGUAUGACAAUACUGACAAUGCUUUCAUAUCAGUACUUUAAAUAUAAAGCAGCAGCUAGUUAGCUUAGCGAUCUAUAAUGCUUGGAAGUGGGAGGGGGCGGUAGAAAACCAGAUGCACCCGCAUCAUCUGUGAGCAUAAUAGGUAACAUUGUGUAUGUAAUUUGUUUAGUCUGUAUAAAUCAAAGUGUUAUAACAAAUUUCUUGUUGGCAAAUUAUGUGUUGUUUAAGGUUUUAUGCUAGGCUAAGCUAAGCUAAGCUAACCAGCUGGUUACGGAUUCAUUUUUUACAUGCACACCUUAGAGCAUUCUGCCAUUGAAAAAAAAAACAUUUUUUGCCAUCCAUAAGUCACAAUUCGGGGUUAUUAUGCCAAAAUUUCAAGAUAAGACUCUUAACAUUUUAAUUACUAAGUCAAAAAAUAUCAGAAAAUAACUCAAAAUAAUAAUUAAAUAAACCCUUCAAACUUGAAGUUAGGUCAAAACUUUGAGAUAAUAAUCCACAUUUUUUUACUUAUGGAUAGCCAAAAAUAUAUUUUUUAAGUGGCAUAAACAAGCUUCCAUACUGGUUUUUUUGGUAAAUCUCCACAAGAAAGCUUUGUUCACAAAUGUCAAUCACCUGGGGCCAAGCAGCAAUGCAAAAUUUGGCACAUUGAUUGGUGUUACUGAUUGUUUUAUUCUUUUCAUAUCACAACCCAUUAAUGACUAUUUGUGCACCAUAUUAUAUAUAUAUACCUGUUUUUGUUUGUUUAUUUGUUUGUUUUUUAGAUUUAAGGUCUUUAUGAAAAGCCAAGCAGGAUAUCUUACCAUGACUUUGAUUUAUCCAUGCAAAGAUCGGUAUGUGGAUUUGGGAUCCUAUUCGAAGGAAACAUUUUAAAAAAUGUGGCCGUUGAUCAUUGGAAGCGUUCUAAUAAAUAAAUUCUUCUCUCUCUUGCAAGUCCCAAGGCCAGCCACCAUACUGGAAUUUUUCCCAGGUACAAAUUCUUUGCAAUCCUAACCAAAAUUGUCAGUCUUCAGACCGAAUAUCAAAAAAUUUACCAGAUGGAUUUCCAACUUCUCAAACUGCUUUUCUGACAUCUAACAGAAAGUGGAAUCUCAUCUCAGCUACUGUUUCAUAUAAUGACACGAAAUUUCAUUUGGGGACUUUUCAUGAUUUUUGCUACAAAAAGAAAAAAGCCACGCUUAAACUCAUAUCAAGAGGUCGUUGUGACUUUGUCCUGCUAAACUGCUUGGCUCCCUCCUCACUGCUUUAACUCUGUAGUUUAAGCCUUCCUGAAAAACAUAAUAGUUAGCUUGAUUUGUAUCAUUUCCUUUAAACGUUAAUUGAUGCAAGUCAUCAUGGUGGAUAAACUGUGUCAAACUGUCCAGAGAAGCUUCCCUAAACCACGUUAUCAUAAUCAACCUCUCAGUGUAUGUUUAAUAAGUUCCAUAAAUACAGAUAAAAAGACAUUCUGACAAACAUACUCAACACGAUAACACAAGGACAUAUGAGCUGACUACAGCUGCUGAUCUACAUGAAGGAGGCGUUACACCUGACCUACAAGCACAGUAGUAUUUGAUAGUCAAAAUUUUGGGUGGGGUAUCACUUUAAAAUGCCCACAUCCAUCCACACCUGCUUUGCUCCUUAUCCUCUGUAAGUGGGAUAGACUUUUUUUUGUUUGAAUUCAGAAAUAAUUUCAAUAGAUGUCUCAAAUUCAUUGAUUCGUGUUUAUUUCAAUUCAUCUGAAUUUAAAACUAUUCCACGCUAUUUUAAUCUGUCCCACUGAUGCCCCGAUGACUUAAAUAUUAUCAUGUCUUUAUUCAACAAAGGUUAAUAAAAAAUCUGAAUAUUGCUUGAUGGUGUAUAAAGUAUAGCCAACUUGAAUCAGGUGAAAAUAUUUGGUUUGAUUUGGUUCAACAACUUAAAUCCAGAAUUAGAAAACCACACCGCGCACAUUUUAUGGCCUUAGGAAUCACUCAGCAAACUAAUUAUGUUUAAUCAAGAUGUGUGAUGCUUGUGUCUUAAUUGGUCCUCUGUGCCUGUUCCCAUUACCCUGUAUUACAUGUAUUCCAAGAAUUUUCCACAAAGAAAUGUACAAAUAGUUACUGUAGUUUUUGCGUACCUUUCAAAUGCCUUUCACUUUUCAUCAGAUGACACGUUCUGGUAUUGAUCUUGAAUCACCACAAAGAAAUGCUUUCACCAAAAA
Messenger RNA from Oreochromis niloticus (Nile tilapia), 7795 nucleotides. It is a transcript of the gene bahd1, whose product is annotated as bromo adjacent homology domain containing 1. Gene Ontology annotation, molecular function: transcription cis-regulatory region binding; chromatin binding. The coding region runs from base 598 to 3159 and encodes 853 amino acids. The record is from RefSeq and is a predicted model, not a curated record. Gene Ontology annotation, biological process: heterochromatin formation; negative regulation of DNA-templated transcription. The transcript is spliced from 7 exons. NCBI's taxonomy places the organism in Eukaryota, Metazoa, Chordata, Actinopteri, Cichliformes, Cichlidae. Gene Ontology annotation, cellular component: chromatin silencing complex.